UACGGAGCCCAAGAUUCAGAUUUAAGUGAUAAAUUAUUAUUCCCAUCUUUUUUUCGAACUGUACCUAAUGAGCACACUCAGCAUGAUGCCUUUAUACAACUCCUCAAUUACUUUGGCUGGAAGUGGGUUGGUAUUAUUUCAUCUGAUGAAGAUAGCCACAUGAAAACCAGUGGGGAGCUAAGAAAUGAGAUCAUUAAAAGUGGCAUUUGCAUUGCUUACUAUAAAAUUCUUAAAAAUAAUCAAUAUGUUAGCUAUAAAAAAGCGUAUGACAUGAUAAACAAGUCAUCUGCAAAUGUUGUCAUUAUUAUCAGCAGUUCCUACAAUUUUUUUAACCUGAUGUAUAUGAUAGAGAGGUUUACAUCCACAGGAAAAGUAUGGAUUACACCAACAACAGUUUCAGUCACCACAGAAAAUAUGUUUAGCAGCUACUUAAAAACAUUUAAUGGAUCCCUGCUGUUUUCUAUACAUAGAGGAGACAUCCCUGGCUUUAAAGAUUUUCUUUACACGGUAAAUCCAUUAACUCUUCCAGAUGACAUCUUCACGGCUACACUGUGGAAAUCUGUAUUUGGUUGUCUACCUGCAAAUUAUACCAACCGGGAUGGAUAUCAGAAUUGUACUGGAAAGGAAACUUUCAAAAUAUUUGAUGACUCUUUUGACGUUAAUACAUUCAGACUCACAUUUGCAGUUUACAGAGCCGUCUAUGCAAUGGCUUAUGCAUUGCAUGAUAUGUUCUCCACCAUGGGAAAAAAACAAUUGACUAAGUCUACAUCAGAUUUACUGCAGAAUUUUCAAGCAUCUUUGCUCAAACAUUAUGUGAAGAAUGUGAAAUUCAAAACAUCGGAGGAAUAUUUUUACUUUGAGAAUGGAGAACCCUUUGGACAAUAUGACAUUGUGAAUUGGGUUAUUUCUCCAAACAAAACAAUUAUAAAAAACAAUGUUGGCAACUUUACAUUUUCUUCAACACUUGGACAACAAUUAACUAUCAAUGAAAGGAUUAUACAGUGGAAUCACAAAUUUAAAGAGGGUUGGCGCCGGCUUUCUCCCGGAUCCCUGGUGCCGGCGUCGUCUCGGUCGGCUGCAUCUUCGCUCCCCAAAUCCACGUGGGGAGCUGGGGAAGAUGGCGACGGAGCGGCAUCGGGUGCCAGAAGAGGGGCGGCGCUUCUUCAUGCCGCUCCAGCACCUCCUCCUUCUGCUGUCUGUGUGCAGGAGAGAGUGGGAGCGUCCCAAGUGCUGUGCUCCUUGCCCUAUUUGGUGCCUGAACCUGAACCUGUGCCUGAACCAGUGCCUGAACCGGUAUCGUUACCCAUACCCGUGCCUGCACCUGCAUUGCUACUGCACCUGUACCUGCGCCUAUACCUGUGCCUGAACCUGUGCCUGAACCGGUAUCGUUACCCAUACCUGUGCCUGCACCUGCAUUGCUACUGCACCUGUACCUGCGCCUAUACCUGUGCCUGA
This is a messenger RNA of Spea bombifrons (plains spadefoot toad), 1455 nucleotides long. RefSeq names its product extracellular calcium-sensing receptor-like. The record is from RefSeq and is a predicted model, not a curated record. Bases 160 to 1455 code for a protein of 431 amino acids. Lineage: Eukaryota; Metazoa; Chordata; Amphibia; Anura; Pelobatidae. Gene Ontology annotation, biological process: G protein-coupled receptor signaling pathway. Gene Ontology annotation, molecular function: G protein-coupled receptor activity. Gene Ontology annotation, cellular component: membrane. The transcript is spliced from 4 exons.